CAUCUUUCUAUCAUAAUGAAGUCAGCAAACUUAUUUAGACCAUCUUACUACAACGAAUCCCUUUUCCACAGGCGGCGGAUUUCUCAGUAUAAUACGUAAGUAUUCACACUGAGGAGGAGGUGGAGAGUCAGUUUUACUAUGUAUAAGUACUGUUAUGGAUAAGCAGCUUAUGACUCUGGCUCAAAGAUCUUAGACGUCGACAUUGCAAUUUGCAUGACUGAAUAACGAAGUGAUUUUUUUUUAUGAACAAGAGGUUUUUCUUCACUCCUUUUUAUUGGGUUUCAUUUUUUUGAUAGAAACCAACGAGAAGCAAAAAUGCCGCAGAAUGAGCAUAUUGAAGAGCACACCCGCCGCUUCGGUAAGCGGCUCGACCAUGAGGAGAGAACGCGAAAGAAGAAGGCCAGGGAGGUGAAGAAGAACUCGAAGUUGGCCAAGAAGCUGACUGGUAUCAAGGCCAAGAUCUUUCACAAGAAGCGAUACACGGAGAAGGCUGAAAUGAAAAAAACCCUGAAAGCACACGAAGAGAAAGAUGCGAAGAAGAAACCAGACGACGAAAACGUGCCGAAGGGAGCGUUGCCAUCGUAUUUGCUGGACAGAGAACAACAAGCGAGAACGAAGGUGUUGAGCAACAUGAUCAAGCAGAAGCGAAAGGAGAAAGCAGGAAAAUGGCAAGUGCCCGUGCCGAAGGUACCACUCCCGACUAAACCGAUAACAACAUUCGGCCGCUACUAUACACACUCCCGACUAAACCGAUAACUCCUAUUUAGUAGAGCAGUCUGCAACUAGAGCAACUCAAUUUUUCAUGAUGUUGUUGACAAAUACUAGUAUACACACUCCUGACUAAACCAUUUAGGUGAAAGCGAUGACCAUUUAUGACAAACUACUAGGUGAAAGCGAUGACAGAGGAUGAAAUGUUCAAGAUUAUGAGAACCGGCAAGCGGAAGAAGAAAGCAUGGAAGCGCGUUGUGAACAAGGUGUGCUUCGUCGGCGACAACUUUACACGAAAAAACCCGAAAUUUGAGAGGUAACUAUUUUUACGACUAAUGCUAGCUUGCUCUGAAUCUUAAUACAAGUAGAUAGUAGAUAAUAGAUGGUACUAAAAAGAGUUGCAGUUUCACGACCUUUUCGUGCCUGCUAAAAAAGAUACUGUGAACAUCAACCGCAUACUAUCAGUGCUUCUUGUUCUAAUAAAUAUCUGUGUGUUAUUGAAUGUGAAAGACCUAUUUUUUGCUUCUCAUUAUAAUAAAUAUCUGUGUGUUAUUGAAUGUGAAAGUCCUUAAUAUUAACUGAAGCCUAAACUCUCAGGUUUAUCCGGCCAUCAUCAUUGCGAUUUAAGAAGGCGCACGUAACGCAUCCUGAGUUGAAGACGACCUUUCAUUUGGACAUCGUAGGUGUCAAGAAAAACCCGCAGAGCGCGCUCUACACCAGCUUAGGCGUGAUCACCAAGGGUUCAGUGCUUGAGGUGAACGUCUCAGAGUUGGGACUCGUCACCCAGACAGGUAAGGUAGUCUGGGCCAAAUAUGCGCAGGUGACUAACAAUCCAGAAAAUGACGGCUGCAUCAACGCUGUGCUAUUGGUCUAAACUAUCACGUCUUGUUUAUGGUACGAAUGGUCCUUGAUCAUGUUGUGGUAAUGCUAGCAGGUGAUGAAGAUUAUAGCAUGCCAUUGCCAUCAAAAGGUACUACAAUUAUCUUCAAUUAUCCUCGUAUCACAUUUGAAGAAGAACACCGACUUGGCGGAACCUCUCUACAGCUGAAUGAAUGAAUGUGCAAAAAGAACAGUGUAAUCCAAUGUAAUCUACCAAGCAAUGCUGCCGCUUGCUGUCAAGGCAGGAGAUUAUG
Molecule: messenger RNA, 1841 nt
Organism: Amoebophrya sp. A25
Lineage: Eukaryota; Dinophyceae; Syndiniales; Amoebophryaceae
Source: the annotation of a GenBank genome assembly